Molecule: messenger RNA, 2251 nt
Organism: Alosa alosa (allis shad)
Lineage: Eukaryota; Metazoa; Chordata; Actinopteri; Clupeiformes; Clupeidae
Gene: hacd4
Product: 3-hydroxyacyl-CoA dehydratase 4
Exons: 7
Coding region: 422-1093 (223 amino acids)
Biological process (GO): sphingolipid biosynthetic process; very long-chain fatty acid biosynthetic process; fatty acid elongation
Cellular component (GO): endoplasmic reticulum membrane
Molecular function (GO): 3-hydroxyacyl-CoA dehydratase activity
Source: RefSeq, a predicted model, not a curated record
AUAGCGUCCUUUGGCAAAAGCUGAAUCUGAAUGUAGCCUAUUGGGAUAUUCCAGAUGUUCUGAUUAAAACAUGCACGUGUGAAAUAACUUCACCUCUGAAAACAGCCGAAACUGGGCUAUUUGAGUGCAUUCACCGUGCACUGAUGGACAGAAUCUUGAAGUGUAUGCUGACUUACUGGCUUCUCAGGAAGUGGGGUUGAGUUCGGAUUCGGAUUCGGAAUGUGGAAGCUUUUCGCAGCCGAAAAAAAGCCGAUCCAGCAGAAACGCUACAUCUGUCUGUCAGGCGAGUCCUGCCUUCUUGACGUAAGAGGGAAAUAUGUGAGGAGAGUUGCCCACGAACUUCCCUGAACACAGACAGUUAAACCGAAUUGUCAGAGAAGUAUCGGAGAGAUUUCGCUAACGUUAUUAGUCUUCAUCAGUCAUGAGGUGCAGCAUUAGGUUAGCUUAUCUUUUGCUGUACAAUCUGCUACAGUUCUCGGGGAACACGUGGAUAUUUGCCAACAUGAUGGCCCGAUUCGUCUUCUUCGGGAGAGGUGCGCAGGCGGACACCUUCUACUCCGUGGGGGUGAUCAUGUGUGUGUGUCAGCUGCUCUCGGUGCUGGAGCUCUUCCACAUCGCUGACGGCAUCGAGAAGGGAUGGCUCUUCCCACGCUUCGUCCAGGUUCUGGAGAGGAACCUGUUGUUGUUCGUGGUGUUUGUGAGUGUGGAGGAGUUCCAGAGUAACCCUAUGGUCUGUGUGCAGUUCUCCCUCUGGAACAUCUUACAGCUGCUCAGGUAUCCCCAUGGCCUGCUGUGUCUGGUGAGCACUCCCUCAGCUAACACCCUGUGGGCACGAUACACUCUCAGAAUUCCUGUGUACGUGGUGUCAGUACUCACUGAGGGGGUCAGUAUUUGGCAGGCGCUGCCGUACUUUGAGGAUGGGAUGUUCUCUGUCCAGCUGCAGGCUCCUGUCCAGGUGUUUGUGUACUUCCCCUACGUCCUCAUGGCCUACCUGCCACUGCUGGCUGCAGCUGCCAGCGUGACCGUGUGGCAUCUGCUGAAGGAGAGGAAACAGCAGCUGGACAGCUGGAACAAGAAGCUCAAGAGGAAGUGACAUCACUGCGGCAGGCACCUGACUUCCUCUCUGAGGUCUCUGAGAGCCCAGUGGACUGGGUGGGGGGAGGGGCUGGGGGUAGCCACGCCUCCAGAUGGGACAAGGAAGAAGUUUGGAAGGGAAUACGUGACUUUGUGUGAUUGCGAAAAAUCACUACAUACAUACUAUGUCCCAACAAAACAGAUUUAGGUGCAAGUAGCUUCAAAGAAGGACUGUAUCAUUUUUGAUGACCAGCAAUGAGGGAUUUAGUUUGUAUUUUCACUUAGCUUAGCACACAAAGCUACCUAGCAUGCUAGCAGGAAUCCCUCUGCCUAUGGUUUACUAGCACACUACGCUAAUCGUAAGCGCUAGUGAUUGUUUAUAGUCUGUUAUUUUAGCAAAUCGCUAGCAGCAAGCUAACAACUAAACCACUGAACUGGCCAAGGUAUGCAACGCGACUCAACAAUGAAAUCUGAUUGAUCGCUUUGUCCAGUCAGAAUCCCAGAAAAUGGUAAACAAAUAACGUAAUUAAAAAAAAAAGUAACAAAACAAGAUAUCACCCCAAACCUCAUAAUGAAAACCUAAUUUCUGUCCCAUCCAGUGUCCCAACCUCCUGGAUCUGAAAAUGAAUGUUAGUGAAUGGGUGAUGUCACAGUCCUGCCAGCCCAGGAUUCUUAGAUGCAUGUCUAUAGACGCAUUUGGACACAACAGCUCUAGAAACACUUCUACUAACUAUUAACUGGAGAGGCUACCUCUGGAACUACAGGUACACAGUUCCUAGCAGCGAUUAAAAACGGUUCAAAUAACAAAAACCAGAAACGAACACAAUUUUUGGAUGAACGUAACCGAGAACGAUAUUUAUCGUUGCGAUUAACCUUUGUUUGAGUAUUAUUCAAAAGUCCAUAGGCUUGGAAAGCCACCUUGUCCACACAGUGUUCCCCUUAAAAGAUGAAUUUAGUCAGAUGUUAUGAAUCAUGUUAUGUGUCUCCCAUCUACUAACUACUUUUAUCAACUACUAGUUGAUUAAAAGGAUUUUCAUAUCCAACACUAUCUAACUGCCUUUUCCAAGUAUGUAGACUAAAUUACUGAAACAUUGUGUGAAAUAACAUGGGUUACCAGAGACACUAGGAAGAUAUCUAUAGGCCUGUCAUGCAGUUGGUAAAGCAAGGACAUUUUCUG